Molecule: messenger RNA, 3826 nt
Organism: Gorilla gorilla gorilla (western lowland gorilla)
Lineage: Eukaryota; Metazoa; Chordata; Mammalia; Primates; Hominidae
Gene: XTBD1
Product: CDKN2A interacting protein N-terminal like
Exons: 3
Coding region: 78-428 (116 amino acids)
Source: RefSeq, a predicted model, not a curated record
CCUCUGGCCGGCAGGCGGUGGCGCAGUGCGCGUCGGGAAGGCGGCGGGCUAUCCGGUCCUCGGCUGCGGCGGGCACCAUGGUCGGUGGCGAGGCGGCUGCCGCAGUGGAGGAGCUGGUUUCGGGGGUGCGGCAGGCGGCCGACUUCGCGGAGCAGUUCCGGUCCUACUCAGAGAGCGAGAAGCAAUGGAAGGCCCGCAUGGAAUUCAUCCUGCGCCACCUGCCCGACUACCGCGACCCGCCCGACGGCAGUGGCCGCCUGGACCAGCUGCUCUCCCUCUCCAUGGUCUGGGCCAACCAUCUCUUCCUAGGCUGCAGUUACAAUAAAGACCUUUUAGACAAGGUGAUGGAAAUGGCCGAUGGGAUUGAAGUGGAAGACCUGCCACAAUUUACUACCAGAAGUGAAUUAAUGAAAAAGCAUCAAAGCUAAGCCAGAAGAUUUAUCACAUUUUCAUCAUCAGCUACAGGAUUAGAAAGGAGGCUGGGAUGAAUGUGACAUAGACCACAGCAGCUCUCUUAAGACUCCUGGUAUUACCAACAUAAAGAGGCAGGUGGAAUGAGAAGGAUUCUGUCUAGAUUGGCUUUUUUAACAUUCUCAUUUUCCCAGGAGUUAUCACUGUAAAAGUACGCAUGGAUAUUUAUGUAUUUAUAAAUCAUGCACUCUAAGAUGAGUUCAUCAACAUUGUAAAAGCCCUCUUUUCUGUUUUCAGUUUUUUUUUUUCUUACCGACAAGGUCUCACUCUGUCGCCCAGGCAGAAGCACAAAGGUGCAGUAUUGGCUCAUUGCAGCCUCGAACUCCUGGGCUCAUAUUUUCAGAGUUUUUUGUUUUUUGUUUUGUUUUUUUGAGACAGAGUCUUGCUCUGUUGCCCAGGCAGGAGUGCAGUGGUGCGAUAUAUUUUCAGUUUUUAAACGUCAGAAUUUUUGUUUAAAAUGCCUUUUUGGGCUGGGCACAGUGGCUUAUGCCUGUAAUAAUCCCAGCACUUUGGGAGGCCGAGGUGAGCAGAUCACCUGAGGUUAGGAGUUUGAGACCAGCCUGGCCAACACGAUGAAACCCCGUCUCUACUAAAAAUACAAACAAAAUUAGCUGGGCAUGGUGGCAGACAUCUGUAAUCCCAGCUACUCAGGAGGCUGAAGCAGAAGAACUGCUUGAACCUGGGAGGUGGAGGUUGCAGUGAGCCAAGAUCGCACCAUUGCACUCCAUCCUGGGUGACAAAAGUGAAACACCGUCUCAAAAAAAAUAAAAAUAAUAAAAUAAAAUGCCUUUUUGUUGUUGAUGUAAUAAUGGCAGGUAAUUAAUUUUAUAGUUUAGAUUUUUCAACAAUGUACCUUUAAGUGCGAUUCUCUUUUAUGGCCUUUUUCUUCCCCCACCAAGGCAAAUCAGAUCCUUUAAUUCCUAUUUCCACCUGAAAUUUAUACCAUACCUAUACCAUACCCAACUACCAUACAUACUCAUUCUUUUUUAAGAAAUGAGAAUCAAAUCAUAGACUUGAAGUACCCACCAGCUCAUGAGAAGAGGCAGCCUACCAAAAAGCAUCUCGCCUUAGUUUAAAACGCAUUGACACAGGAUUCCGGGGCUUAGUCCGGUCAGCCAGUUGAUUUGUAAAUUUUCUGUCUCCCAGACUGCUUUUCUGGAGGAAGCCUGAGGCUUGGGUCUUCUAGACUUGAGGAACCACCUUGCACAUAGCCUCUUAAGAAAUACUUGUUGCAGUCCUACUUUGCUCUGAAAUUUUGGUCUUAAUGUUCCUCAGCUAAGUGUCUGUUCUGUACCCCGUCUCUGCUCCUCUUGCUUGUUUAGUCCCCACCAUUAAGGAAAUAGGUCUAGGCAUAAAUACUGGGAGAGGGGCUUCAUUUGGGAGGCAGUAGUGUAAGUUUAUUACAGGAGGGGUCACUCAACAGUGGUAGGCACUGUGCUUGGUACUAGUGAUAGUGGCAAAUAAGACAUUGGACCCUGCAGGCCGGGUGUGGUGGCUCACACCUGUAAUCCCAGCACUUUGGGAGUCCAAGGUGGUCAGAUCACAAGGUCAGGAGUUUGAGACCAGCCCAGCCAACAUGGUGAAACUCCGUCUCUACUAAAAAUACAAAAAUUAGCUGGGUGUGGUGGCGUGUGUCUGUAAUCCCAGCUAUCCAGGAGGCUGGGGCAGGAGACUCGCUGGAACCCAGGAGACAGAGGCUGCAGUGAGCCGAGAUUGCACCACUGCACUCCAGCCUGGGCGACAGAGCAAGACUCUUGUCUUUUUUUUUUUCUUUAAAAAAAGAGGCCGGGUGCGGUGGCUCAUGCCUGUAAUCCCAGCACUUUGGGAGGCCGAGGCAGGCAGAUCACCUGAUGUCGGGAGUUCGAGACCAGCCUGACCAACAUGGAGAAACCCCGUCUCUACUAAAAAUACAAAAUUAGCCAGGCAUGGUGGCACGUGCCUGUAAUCCCAGCUACCAGGGAGGCUGAGGCAGGAGAAUCGCUUAAACCUGGGAGGUGGAGGUUGCGGUGAGCCGAGAUCGCGCCAUUGCACUCCAGCCUGGGCAACAAGAUUGAAACUCCAUCUCAAAAAAAAAAAAGAAAAUGCAUUUUCCUAGUCUGAGUAGGAAGCUAUGAAAAAAAGAGAAGAAGAAAAUGCAUUUCCGUAGGUUUGUCAUCGUGAAUUCCAUUUCUUUAUAUGAUAUGAAGCCCUGAUAAAAUAAUAAUAGCCUUUCAGGAAUGCAUCCACUGCAUAAAGCAAGUUUAAAUUGUGGAAUGAUUUCCCUUCAAUUGCUUUUAUUUAUUUUUGUUUUUUCAGAGCCGGGGUCUCUCACUCUGUCACCCAGAUUGGAGUGCAGUGGUGCAGUCAUAGCUCACUGCAGCCUCAAACUCCUGGUCUCAAGUGAUCCUCCUCCCAAAGUGCUAAGAAUACAGGCAGGAGCUACUAAACCCAGCCUCCUUUAGUUUGUUUUUGAAGACUUCCUAGUUAAUCAAAAUCAAGUUUCAAUUUUCUAAUAGGUUUUCUCUCAUUGUUUCCUCACUUAAACUGCUUUUCUUCUCAUCUUUUACAAUUUCUGUGGCUAUCUCACAUAUAAAAUUAACCAGUAUUUUAGAAUUUCAUCCUUUAUUUCUGGAAUAGAAAGUGGCAAAGAAGUCUAAAUGUUUGCAUUUCAGCAAUACUUGUGGUAUAGAUAAAAUGGCCCACUGUCAGCCUUGAAACAGUACCUCCUAUCACAUAGUUCAUAUACAGUCUUGCUGAAGACUUGGAGUGAAGAUAGAGUGAGAUCAUAGGAAGGGACAAGUAAUAAAUAGGAGGAGAACUUUUUUUUUUUUUUUUUUUUUUUAAGAUGGAGUCUCUCUCUGUUGCCCGGGCUGAAGUGCAGUGGCGCUAUUUCGGCUCACUGCAACCUCUGCCUCCCGGGUUCAAGCAAUUCUCCUGCCUCAGCCUGCCGAGUAGCUGGGACUACAGGCAUGCGCCACUACGCCCAGUUAAUUUUUGUAUUUUUAGUAGAGACAGGGUUUCACCGUGUUGGUUGGCCAGUAUGGUCUCAAUAUCUUGACCUUGUGAUCUGCCCGCCUUGGCCUCCCAAAUUGCUGGGAUUACAGGCGUGAGCCACCACGCCCGGCCUGGAGAAUUUUUUUUUUUUUUAAAUCCAAACCACACCUAGAAAACUGCUUUCUGAAACAUUCCUUAGUCUGUGGCUCACCUAAUAAUCCUCACUCAACCUUAUCAGGAGGUAAGGAUUCUGUCUGAACUCAGGAUCCAUUUGGAUCGGUGGCCUACCUAUGGGCAAUGAGAGGAAUCAUAUUAACUGUCACUGUCCAUCCUCUGAUGCUUUGUAGUCCGUAGUAAAAUACAUACUGUCCCAUAUAAAAAA